CAUUUUGAUUUUGGAAAUGAAAAAGUCUCAAAGCCUUGAUUACAUUUCUUAAUAUUAUGUUAUCUUUAAUUGAUUAAUUGUUGUUUUCUAAUUGUUCUCGUGGUUUAUCAAUCAUCAUUUCACCAAGAUGAUUAUCAACAUGUUGAUUAGAGUAAGUGUGAAAUGUGAUCUUUGGGUUUCAUAGGGAAUUCAGUUAGAGAGGUUGUGAGUUGUAUUCUCUUGAAAGUUUCAAAGAGAAAAGAAACAAAUAGAGAAAAGUUAAAGGUAAACAAAUCAUCACAACGAUGGCAAAAAGAUGGGGAACUGUGGGUUUAUGUUCAAUUGGAAAUUUGAUUAACUCAGCUGAUCGGAUAAUCAUGCCGAUUGCCAUAAUUCAGAUGACAGAUCAAUACAAAUGGAGUCUUUACUGGCAAGGUUGGAUUCUCAGUUCAUUUGCAUUCGGUUAUAUAACUAGUCAGUUAAUCGGUGCCCGAGCUGCCACUAGAUAUGGAAGUAAAAAAGUCUUAGCCUGGGCUGUUUGUCUUUGGUCCGUUUCCACACUCAUUACACCUUUAGUUACACCUCAUUUAUAUCUUUUAAUUGCUUGUAGAAUACUUUUGGGACUUGGAGAGGGAUUAGGUUUACCAACAAUAUUUACUAUUUUUGCUCAAUCAGUGCCGGUUCAAGAAAGAUCUUCAGCUUUUGGUUACCUGAUAGGUGCCGGGCAUGUUGGUCAAACUUUGGCUGCUCUCAUAUGUCCUCAUCUUAAUUGGGAGCUUUCAUUUUAUCUUUUUGGUAGCCUUGGGAUUGUUUGGCUUUUUGUUUGGAUGGUUGUAUAUAAAGAAGAGAAAUUACCUCAAGAAGAUGAAUUACCUUUAGUUUAUUCAAAAACUGGAGCCAAACAAGUUCACUGGGCUCGAUUUCUUUGCCAUUGGUCCUUAUGGGCUAUUUAUAUCGCUCAUUUUGCAAUGAAUUGGUCUAAUUACAUAAUAAUGCAAUGGUUACCUACUUAUCUUUCAAGAUAUUUAGGCGCUAACAAAGAAUCAAUCAGUUUAACGGCAGUACCUUACAUAGUCAAUUCCUUGUUCGGAGUUUUUUCAGGUCAUUUGGCUGAUUGGUUAAUAGCUAAAAAUUGGUCUAUUCUCUCUGUUCGACGAAUCAUGACCGCUGUUGGCCUUUUUGGACCAGGGAUUUUCUUGAUAUGUUUUUGUACAGUAAAUAGUUUAUUAUACGCAGUGAUAUUUGUAUCCAUAUCGAUGGGUCUUUGUGCCUGUAACUCGGCGGGUCAUCUUUCUAAUCACACUGAAGUUGCUCCAAAACACGCUGGAUUAACCUUCGCAAUCUCAAAUACUUUGGCCACCAUACCUGGUAUUCUGUGUGGACCCUUGACCGCUGAACUUGUUGUGCAAUCGCAUGGUCGUUGGUUUCCAGUUUUCAUUAUUGCAGCAGCGAUUAAUUUUGUUGGAGGAAUUAUUUAUGUUAGUCAAAGUACAGCGAAUCCAAUUUAUCAAUGAUGCGAAGAAAAAUAAAACAAUCAUUAUCAAUGGAACAAACAAAACAAAGCAAAACAAAAGGAAACACAAUUCAUGAGAAAAACUUGAUAUUCCUUGAUCAUCCUCAUUCUCAUCUUCAUCCUCAUCAUAAUUAUGGUACAUAUUGUACUCUUGUCGUGUUUUUAUUUAUAUAUAUACAAUUGAUUUAAAUUAUUCAGCAAACACCAACAAUCAUCAUGGUUUUUAUCAACUCUCUUCAUGUAAAAGGUGACAAGUAUCAAUCUUCAAACCAGCUGGAAUGGUGGAGACAUUUUUUUUUACAUUUACUAUUGAAAACAAUUGGAACUCAAUAAUUCAUUGAUUCGUUUAACUCAAAGAUUCAUCAAUCUGAUUGAUUGAAUCCUCACCGUUUGGAUGGUUACAUGUGAACGUUACCUGUUUCUUUUAACACGAACCUCAUUCAGAAGAUAAUACGUCAACAUGUAAACAGAAGGAGAACCGAAACACUUUCAAUCACAUGAGAAGCAAUUAACGCUAAUUAUUUUGGGAAUAAUACUAAUAUUUUAUCAAUACAAUCGUAGAUGAAAAAGGUUGAAGAGAAAAACAAAAAACCCCCGAAAAAGAAAAGAUUAACAAUCAAUGAAAUGAAAUUAAUAUUUUUGCUAAACUCUCAAUACCAAAUAAGAGAAAAAAUAAUCUCAUUAAGAAAAACACAAUUAAAAAUGAUUCUCUUUAUUCUCAA
Messenger RNA from Panonychus citri (citrus red mite), 2214 nucleotides. RefSeq lists its product as uncharacterized. The record is from RefSeq and is a predicted model, not a curated record. Gene Ontology annotation, cellular component: membrane. The coding region runs from base 285 to 1493 and encodes 402 amino acids. NCBI's taxonomy places the organism in Eukaryota, Metazoa, Arthropoda, Arachnida, Trombidiformes, Tetranychidae. Gene Ontology annotation, molecular function: transmembrane transporter activity. Gene Ontology annotation, biological process: monoatomic anion transport; transmembrane transport. The transcript has 5 exons.